AAAAAAAAAUGCAAAGAUGACGCUCUUUGAAAAAAAGGAUUGUUUGUUUAGCUGAGCCAAUAAGCUUUUGAGUAUUCAUAAGGCAUAGGUACUUUGAAGAUACAGUGAAGGUAUUUUGCUGCUUUCAGCAAUGAGCAAGGUAACUAUAUCAAUCAGAAAUAAGAAACAACUAAUUUUUUCUUUACUCUUUAAAGAUCAAACAUCUCAAGACAAUACUGCUCACGACCGAGAUUCGUACCAAUCGUCUUCUUCUGCAAGCGCUCUUCAUGAAGAAAGUAAUGAGGGUGAUGACAGCGAUAUCAAAUAAACUUUAAGAAUCUAAAAUAUAAGGUAUAGCAUUACUACACUUGUCAUUAUAGUGAUGUCAGGCCUAUCGACGCCGCAAGUAUAUUAACAUCAAAUGAUACGAAUAAGCGUCGUAGUAAUAAUAAAGGUAUGCUGUAAACUACUGUAUUGAAGUGAAGAAGCUAGACUAAUUGUUAUUUAAAUAUAGGUAAACGUAUAUAGUAAGAAUAUAGGCGAAAUGCUGAA
This is a messenger RNA of Rhizopus microsporus ATCC 52813, 531 nucleotides long. RefSeq lists its product as uncharacterized. Bases 131 to 307 code for a protein of 58 amino acids. NCBI's taxonomy places the organism in Eukaryota, Fungi, Mucoromycota, Mucoromycetes, Mucorales, Rhizopodaceae. The transcript has 2 exons. The record is from RefSeq and is a predicted model, not a curated record.